GAGGCCUCUCACCUGCUCCGAAUCAAAGGCGAGGGGCGGCCCCGCCCGUGCACACACAGCUGCAGGAGACUGAACGCAGCUUAACGCAUCAACCAAUCGGCGGCCUGAGCGGUGGAGCCGGGCGGGGGGCGCUGCUUUGGCUGGUGGCCAAUUGCCGCGGCCCCUGGGCUGAGCCGCCUCCUCUCUCCCCUCCCCCGAUGUAGCUAGAGCAGCCGCGGCCAGCGAGCGAAGCGGCCGCCGCGCAGAGCUGCGUUGGUUGCGGGCGGGUUCGGCUGGGUGCGUGCGGGGCGAGUCCCGGAGUCGCGGCUGCAGCGCGCAGGAGGCGGCGGCUGGGACUCGGGUCCCCCCCCGGCCCCGUGGCGUGGAGCCUCCGAUGGAGACGUUCCCCCCCGGCAAGCUGGAGCAGCACCAGCCCGUGGAGUUCCUGCAGGGCGCCCGCUACGGUGCCAAGAGCCACCCCGCCUACGGGAACGCGUUCAACUCGUGGAAUGACUAUCUGGGGCUGGCCACGCUGAUCACCAAGGCCGUGGGCGAGGAGAAGGGCUUCGGGACCCAGCCCUCCUCCGUGGUGGUGGCCGCCACCGUGCAGCCGGCUCCGGAGGAGGACGAGGAGGACGACGAGGAGGAGGAAGACGCGGGGACCCCCUAUUUCGAAGGCGCGUUGCACUUGCACGACUUCGACCUGUGCAGCCACCACCACGGCGAGAGCUUCCUGGAGGAGCGGUUCGCCGACUUCAGCCCCUUCUCCGGCCGCGCCAGCCCCGCCGCGCUGGUCUUUAACUGCUCCCCGGCUCACCUGCAGCGGGACCGCUCCCCUCACGCGUGGGGCGGCGGGCUGGGCGACGGGCGGCUCCAAGCGCCCCAGAAGCCGGGCUCCCGGCUGCUCAAGCCGGAGCUGCAGGUCUGCGUCUUCUGCAGGAAUAACAAAGAAGCCGUCGCCCUCUACACCACGCACAUCCUCAAGGGACCCGACGGCCGGGUCUUGUGCCCCGUGCUGCGGAGAUACACGUGCCCCCUCUGCGGGGCCAGUGGGGACAAUGCCCACACCAUCAAGUACUGCCCCCUCUCCAAAAUGCAGGCCAGUGCCGCCAAGCAGCAGCUCCGAAACGCCAGGACCGCCUUGGGCAAGAAACUCCGCUAGGGGGCUGCAGCCUCCUGGCCUCGGGACUGUUUUGUUGGCGAUGGAUUUGUUGGGUGGUUCGGUUUUUUCCCCUUUAGACUGAGGCCGCUUCGGUAGAAAGUGGCCCGACAGCAAUUUUUGUGUGGCCCACAAAAAAAAGACCUUCAGUUUUUUUUUAAAAGUAGUGUCUUACAGCGGAUUGCAUUUUGUUCUCUUUAACACAUUAAUAUAUUCAACGUGGGAGACUAGAAUGUAAAAAGCUCCUUGGCUUAUGUACUAUAAUGAUGAUAGUUUCUAGUUUGUAUACUUAGCAUCCAGGGAAGCUGGGCUCUGAAGUUAACUCUAUAUAAUUAUAAAUAUGCAGUUUAGAUGCACUGUAUUUGUUUAUUGUAUAAUAUAUAUAUCUAAUUUUUAAAAGGGGGAUAAGAUGAAAUUGAAUGGUAGGGCGCUCCCCUGGGGACGCUUAUGUUGGUUUAUUGGAGAGGAGGCAUUUUAAAAAAAUAUUUUACAGAAUCUCUGAAGAAAAGGCCUCUGUACUGCUAAGCAAAUGAAUUUCUGUUUUUGCAGUAUCCUAGCCAAAUGAAGAAUUGAUGUUUUUAAAUUUUAUGUUUUAAGGGUGAGCUCGACAGGGUAGGGAGGGGAAAUUAUGCUGUAUUUGGCUGCUCGUGGUUGUGUUUGCACUGUCCUCUAACAAAACAACGUUAGUUGUAAGUAGGUAGUAUGAAUUAGUUACUGAUGUUUGUGGGGAUUUUGAGAUCAGGAAUGAUCAUAUGACACUCUUUAGUGUUGGGGGAGCUCCCCUUUGUGUUCACAAGUUCUUUUGUAUUGAUCUAGGGUUCUUGUUUUACUGUUUCUUCCCCCCCCCUUCCAUUAGUCUAGAAAUUAACUUUUAUUCCUCUAAAUUCCCUUUCCCUCCCACCCAAAAAUAAACACUGUCGAGAUUGUAAAGCCCCAUACUGGCCACAGGUGGCAAUGGUGCUGUUUAAAUUUGAAUUUUUGUUUUAUAGAGUGAAGUAAAGGCAUCACAAAUUUGAGUUAAGCCUGUUCUCUCUUCUUUUCCCCCGUAUGUGCCCCUAGUCCCACUACAAGGUGGUAAUGUACAGCAAGCGGCAAGGUAUUUUAAACAAUGGACAACCAUGUUUUCUAGGUUGUUUUGUUACCCUGUAGCUAUUUAUAGAUCAUCACUCAACACUCUUGGGUUUGAUGGACCAUUUUAUAGUAGCUGCAAUGCAUUGCAUCCCUGUCUAAUGCAUAAUUAGUGGGAAGAAGUUCUUGUUGCCUUCCUCUGACUUGUAAUGUGGAUUCUAAUAGCUACCAUGCUCUUCUACUGCGAAGAAAACAAAGCGCCUUUUAAUGUGGAUGGAGGAAAGAGCCCUAGUUUUUGUUUUUUAAUGGAAAAGCUGCUUGAGGGCUCCUGCAAGAAAUCAUUUAUAAAACAAAUGAGAAUACGCCCCCUGCUGCUUUCUCUGUGCAAGACUUCUUUGAAACUACCUCAGGGCUGUGCUGAGGUACUGUUUACAAUGGAGGCCUCAGCUAGAAAAUAGUUGCUCUCUACUACAGAGCAAGGCCAAACUGUAGUCUGACUCAUGUACUGUAGUCUUAAUCACAUUGUGUAACAGGUUUGGACAACAUGAUCCAAAAGGUUAAAGUUUAAAUUUCCAUCCUGAGGUAGAUUUUUAUCUCAGCAUAGCAAAUUUAGAUUCCACCAAGCAAAGCGUUUUUCCCCUUCACUACUUACAAUGUAAAAGAAUGGGGGAAAAGACUUACUAAUGUUCCAUGCAGUGAAUCCCUCUUUUUUUAGUAAUAUACUGUGCACACUUCAUUUCUCUUAUAUAAGUAGACAGUUGAUGAAGCUCUGGAGUAUUGCAGAGCAUAACUGCAUUUAAAUUAAUACCAUGUGUAUGUGGCUAAUAUAACAGUUGCAACUGGACUGCAUAUAAGAUUAUUUUAAGGCUGCAUAUCUUGUAAGAAAAAAUGCUAUCAGGACAGUUAUGUAAAAAUAUUUACAUUCUGAAGUACUCGGUACAUAUGAACAAUUUUCUAACUUCCUUAAAAGCUAGGAAGUUCUAACAGUGAUCAAGCUACUACUUGUUUCUAAUGGGAGAGUAGUGUAGUCUAAUUCUCCGCUUAAUUCCAAAGCUAGUGUUGGGUUUGUUUUAUUAAAGGGAGACUCUCAGUAAGUAUAAAACUUAAAAUCAAUACAACUUAUUUAACCAUA
Messenger RNA from Chrysemys picta bellii (western painted turtle), 3338 nucleotides. RefSeq names its product nanos C2HC-type zinc finger 1 (gene NANOS1). Gene Ontology annotation, biological process: oogenesis; negative regulation of translation. Gene Ontology annotation, cellular component: perinuclear region of cytoplasm. The record is from RefSeq and is a predicted model, not a curated record. NCBI's taxonomy places the organism in Eukaryota, Metazoa, Chordata, Testudines, Emydidae. Gene Ontology annotation, molecular function: zinc ion binding; mRNA binding.